Messenger RNA from Striga asiatica, 1440 nucleotides. The record is from the annotation of a GenBank genome assembly. Lineage: Eukaryota; Viridiplantae; Streptophyta; Magnoliopsida; Lamiales; Orobanchaceae.
AUGGAGGACUCAGUUUCCCGCUCGCCGGACCUCCGAGCAUCUCCGCCGCCCGACCCGGCAAACGACCCGAGCAAUUUCUACCGCCAAUUUCUCCGCAGAUCUGCCCUCGUAACCGUCCUCCUCGCCAUCCUCCCGAUUUUCCCCUCAAUUGCCCCCCAAUUCGUCAAUCAAACCCUCCACGCCAGAAGCUGGGAGCUCCUCCAGCUCGUCUUCGUCGGAAUCGCCGUCUCCUACGGCCUUUUCAGCCGGAAAAACGACCAGACGGAGAAGGACCACGGCGGCGGCGGCCCGAAGCCCGAAAGCGCACACUCUUACGUCAGCAAGCUGCUCCAGUUCUCCUCUGUCUUCGACGAUGAGCCCGGAAGCCCGCAGGCCGUGAUUCACGAAGAGAGUAAGGUCCAAACUUUAAAUUCUCAGUAUUUUAGAGGUGAACCUGUGGUUAUGGUGGCCGAGCAGAUACAGAGCAAUCCUGUUGUUCGAGAGAAGAAUGGGUUUUGCGAAAUCACACAUAAUAAACCUCUGCUUUUGCCCAUUCGGAGCCUCAAACAGCUCGUGCCCGAGUCUGGUGAGGUUGACUCGGGUGAGCAGCUGAGCCGAAAAUCCGACCCUGUUAAAGAUAGUGUUUCGAGUUUGAAUGGAGAUUCAAAAAAAUCGAGGAAUGUGGAGGUUUUGGGUUCGAGUCCUCCGAAGGUGGAGGAUGAUUUGGUAGUUCUUCGGUCGCCAAUUCCAUGGCGAUCGAGAUCUGGAAGGAUGAUGAAAAUGGACGAAAAUGAGGAUAUGAUGAAGUCGAACUCGAUUGAUGACUCGAAAUUCAAUCCAAAUUUGUCGACUCGUAAAAUGCUAACCCAAUCGACAUAUUUUCCAUCCGAAUCUCGACCCAAAAGUUCCUUGUCCUCGCCUCCACCAACCCCACCUCCACCACCUCCGCCACAAUUUGUGUGGAAAUCGAUGAUUCUAAAGUCGAGCUCGAGUUUCACCACAAAUAAUUCGGCCCCUCUUGAGAAGGUAUUGAGGCGGAGCGCGAAAAGUGUCCCGACAAGCGAGACGAAGCAACUCCCGAGACGAAUGACGAACAAUAAUGUGGCCGAAUUUGUGGGUUACACUAACACCACGGAGUUUUUCAAGAAAAAUGGAUAUUCGGGCAAAGGGUUGCCGAAUAGGAACUCGGUCGAGAAGGAUGUGAUGGAAACUAGCGAUGAUGACUCGGAGGAUGAUGAUUACUUUGAAGGGAUUAGUUGUUUGGGUGGAGAUGUAACUAAUAGUAGUAGCAUUGUCAAUAACGAUGAUGAUAUUAGUAAUAAUGGUGAUUUGGGGCCCGAUGUAGACAAGAAGGCGGACGAAUUCAUAGCUAAGUUUCGAGAGCAGAUAAGGCUGCAGAGAAUCGAGUCGAUUAGAAAGUCGGCCGCGCAGCGUGGCGCAAAGGCUUGUGGUGCCCGUUAA